AUGGAAAUGCAAUCAGUUUGCACUGGAAUUACUGCCCCACAACUCAGAUUAUCUGCUAAUCGUUUAUUGUCUCACGAAAUCGUAUCUGGAAGCCAUGUUAGAUUGAGACAUCCAAGAAUCCAGCUUAGAAACCCAUCAAAACUGUAUAUGAUGCCUGGUUUCGAGAAUACAUUUAAGGGGUUUUCUUUGUUAAGCUUGGACAGAGGAGUUGUAAUACAUGGUUCUUCUACUUCUAAUUCUAAUGCUGAUACGAAUAUAAAGAUUUCGAGAAGGAAACGUUCGCGUGUGCCUUCCAGUAGUUUUGAUGGGAUGGAGCCGUUAAAUGGUAAAUCAGGUUCUGUUUCUUUUUAUGGGUUGACUCACCAGUCUGUGGAAGAAGGGAGAUUGGUCUCAGCGCCUUUCAAUGAAGAUAAAGGCUCGUUUGUUUGGUUAUUGGGACCAGUUGCAUUGGUAUUGUCUUUGAUUGUGCCUCAGUUCUUCCUUGGCUCCGCAAUUGAGGCUUUCCUCAAGGAUGAAGUUCUUGUAGAGAUUGCGACAUCAUUAGCUUUUGAGGCUGUGUUUUACUUUGGUCUUGCUACCUUCUUGACUGUGACUGAUUGCAUUCAGAGGCCUUAUCUGCAAUUUAGCUCGAAGAGGUGGGGUCUUAUCACUGGCCUCAGAGGAUACCUGGCAUCUGCCUUCUUUGCCAUGGGCUUCAAGCGUCUGUUUGAGACUUAUAUGGACAAGCGUGGGUCAUCUUGUUGGCCUCUAGUCCCCAUCAUCUUUGAGGUUUAUCGGCUAUAUCAGCUGACAAAAGCUGUUCAUUUUAUUGAGAAAUUGAUGUUCACUUUGAGAGGGCUUCCUGAAUCUGCCUUACUGUUGGAAAGAAGCAAUGCUUUAGUUUCGAUGAUAGUGACCUUCCAAGUCCUUGGUUUGGUUUGCCUAUGGUCGUUGAUGACAUUUCUUUUGAGACUUUUUCCUUCUAGACCUGUAGCAGAGAACUAUUGA
This is a messenger RNA of Dovyalis caffra, 987 nucleotides long. NCBI's taxonomy places the organism in Eukaryota, Viridiplantae, Streptophyta, Magnoliopsida, Malpighiales, Salicaceae. The record is from the annotation of a GenBank genome assembly.